Messenger RNA from Caenorhabditis remanei, 879 nucleotides. RefSeq lists its product as uncharacterized. The transcript has 4 exons. NCBI's taxonomy places the organism in Eukaryota, Metazoa, Nematoda, Chromadorea, Rhabditida, Rhabditidae. The record is from RefSeq and is a predicted model, not a curated record. The coding region runs from base 1 to 879 and encodes 292 amino acids.
AUGUUGACUAUCAAGUGGUGUAUGUUAUACCUUCAUACGUUAGCAACAUUCUCCAGCAUAUGGCUGACUGGCGCCAUGAUGCCAUUUGUUUAUUUUCCGGCGUGUGCUGGGUUUACUGUUGGAUUACUGCCCUAUUUAAAUGUGUCGACUGAGAUUCAGGGGUACAUUGGUAUUGGGUGUUUGGGGAUGCUUGCCCUCUCCCUGCCCAUCCUAUUCGAAAACCGUCAACGCUACCUUGUCGACAACUACAAAAUCACUCAUCCGAUAUCCCGAUGCCUAUUCUACACCCUCAAUGUCCUAUUCGUUCCCUUAUCACUAUUCGGUGUCUUCUCAAUAGUGCCCGAACAAGUCACCGCCCGUCAGGUAGUACUUCAACAUCUACCAUGCCCAACGGACAAUUAUUUUCUUCAUUCUGUAUUCGUGCUGAGCCUUAACCAUAUCCCUAUUAUAACCUAUUUGAGUGCUCUUUCUACAGUAGCCGUUGUUCAGAUUCUGUUUUUCGGUGGUCACUCUUUAACUUAUCUGAAGACAGACGCUAAGAAAAUCUCUGUGGCGACAAGGAAACUCCAAAGAAGAUUCUUCAUGGUUAUAAGCGUACAGCUAGUGGUUCCAUGUAUUAUACUACUCAUUCCAGUUAUUUAUUUUAUAUUUUCAAUGCUCAGCGGGUAUUAUAAUCAAGCCCUCAACAAUAUCAGCUUUGUCACCAUGUCACUCUACGGUGCCACCGCUACACUCACCAUGUUAUUUCUUCAUAAACCUUAUAAGAAAUUUGUGAUGGGUGUCUUCCCAACACGUGAUAAGACACUGGUCGAUGUGAGGAAACCACGAAGAUGGGUUAGGAGGAAUGCGGUGUCAGUUACAACACCGGUCUCAUUUUGA